ACCGUCACGACAACAGAACGCACACGGACAACAUUCUUGGAGGGAAGACGGUUGAAAAAUACUUAAUUUUAAAUGAAGUAAAACAGCCUUAAACAUGUCAGCUGCGGAUUUAGAGCUCGGCGAUAGCCGAGUUGAGUUUAUUGCAGACUAUGUGAUAAAAACAACAAAAUGUAAACCGGACAAAUUUAUGAAAAUGUACAAUGUUGAUGAAACUAAGCAGAUGAUCUUAGAAUGGUUUGAUAAAGCAGACAAUCCUUCUUUGGUAAUUGUCAGCAAUCCUGGCGGAUCUCUUACCGCCCAGUACGAAUGGCCAGCAAAUCCGAAACAGAAAGCUUGUUAUUUUGUGAAAAAGACGAAGGAGGCUAUUCCAAAGGACAUUCCAUUCAGACAGGCAGUUUUGUAUGGAGAUCUUUCAUAUUCUCCACUGGAUCAGCUUUCAGCCUUUGUGGAUGAGGUUUUGGUACCACUGUUAUCCAAUGAAAGAAACCACGACCACUGGCCAAAUGUUGUCUCCAAGGAUGUUACAAGACAUGUCCACAACUUGAAAGGAAAUGUUUUUGUUGUGUCAGGUCAAGCAAAAGGAAAGACCUUACUUCCAUUACCAGUUGGAGCCGACCGUGUACAUGAGAUUGAAUUAGAUGGAAGUGAUGCCUUUGACCGUGCAUUGAUUCACACCAUUGAGUCAAUGGUGAUUGAAUGGACUCAUCAGAUUCAAGAUGUGCUGAAGAGGGACUCUGCCCAGCCGCUGCUUGAAGGUCUAAACCCAACACCCUUUGUGGAGCUUGAAUUCUGGAAGAACAAGGCCUCCAACCUUGAAUGUAUUUAUGAACAGCUGAGGGAUCCCAAAGUACGCAAGAUGGCAGAAUUGCUGGAGAAAACUGGAAGCAGCUAUUUCAUCUCCUUCAAGGAAAUCUUCAGGGACUGUGUUGCAGCAUUGACUGAGGCUCAGGAUAUCAACAUGUACCUGAAACCAAUGCGACAUCACUUUGAAGAUUAUGAACAAGCAGAGUUUGAUGAAAGCAAGAAAUUGUUCGGGCCAAUGAUGAACGCCUUGUGUCUUGUCUGGGCCAACUCGGAAUACUACAAUACCCCGGCGAGAAUCAUUGUACUCCUACAGGAAAUGUGCAACAUGAUCAUGCAAACGGCAAGCACAUUCCUCGAGCCACAUGAGUUGUUCAAAGGUGAGGUUGAAGAGACUAUAGACAAAGUACGUAAGGCUUGUGAUGUCCUCAAAGGCUUCAAGGAUGAAUAUGAAGUACAUCGCCAGAAACUCAACACCUACUUCAAGGAUGGAAAAGAGCCAAGAGAAUGGGAGUUUGCCCCCAAGCUUGUGUUUGCCCGUUACGACAAGUUCUGUGAACGUGCAGAAACUGUUAAGACAUUGAUGGAGACUGCCCUGGAAUUUAUGAAGCUGGAGAAGAUCGAGAUUGGCGGUAUCAAGGGUAAGGUGCUCAGUCAACAAGUGGUGAACAUCUUCGAGGAGUUCCAGGUCCAAUACAAGGUCUUCACUGAUGCUACCUAUAACUGCCUGGAUCCAAAUGAUCCCAGUUUUAUCAACCAGUACAAGCAGUUUGAAGAGAUUGUUGAAGACUAUGACCGCAGACUGGCAACUAUCAUAUGUCAGGCUUUCGAUGAUGCUGCCGGUCUAGAGAAUGCAUUCAAGCUGUUGGACAUCAUGGGCACAUUGCUUGAUCGUCCAUUGAUCAAGAAGGACUUCGAGGAGAAAUACCCGAUCCUCGUCGAGUUGAUGAACAAAGAGAUGGACAUUGCCAAGGAGAUCUAUGACCAGCAGAUGCAGAUAAAGGCAGCCCAGGGUAAAGUCCCGAUUCACAAGAACAUGCCCACAGUCACUGGUGGGCUCAAGUGGGCCCAGGAACUUAGAGAGAGAAUCAGCAUUCCAAUGGCCAACUUCAAGCAUCUUGAACACCCGAAGGCAACUAAGGAUAUGAUAGAGCAAAUGCCACAGCCUGAAGAUACCAAGCCAUGUACUACUGCAGCUAGUAGAUACUUUCAUGUUGCUACGGCUCCAGAGUUUGAAGAAGUCUGGACGGGGAGAGUGAUGGAGAGUGAGGAAGCCAAGCUGGUGUUCACCAAGUAUGAGGAGAUGUUACAACUUCUCAGCAAAUGGGACCAGGAGAUCUACAAGGAAUGGAUUGCUGGUGUAGACGAGGCUUGUUCUUUCAACCUGAACCAACCACUGAUAACCCGCAACGAAGAGACCAAGCUAAUCACUGUCAACUUUGACCCCCAACUUGUUGCCGUGCUGCGUGAAGUGAAGUACCUGGAGGUGCGUGCAGAGGAACAGAUACCUGAAAGUGCAUCUGCCAUCUACACUCGCUACGAUACUCUCUGGAAGUAUGUGACCAACCUUGACCUAACAGUUAUGCUGUACAACAAGGUCAGAACCACUGUCCUAGAGGUCGAGUUCCCGCUGAUCGAGAGUCAGGUCGCCGAGAUCGACCAGAAGCUUCAGCAGGCUGAGGGAACACUGAACUGGAAUACUGACGGUAUCUGGGAGUACAUCCAGAGUACACGCGACCAGGUACAGGAUCUCCAGUCACGUGUCCAGCAGACGAAGAACAAUGUGGAGGAGGUACAAAAGCUCAUGUCCACCUGGAGCAAGAAUGCACUCUUCGUAAGGAAGGAAGAGAAGAACGACACUCUGCUCAACUUGACCGAUCGGGAAGACCGCCUCAAGAAACGCUACGAUGAGAUCAAGAACAUCGGAGACCAGAUCCAUGGUCUGCUUGGGAAAAAUCUUGAGUUGUUCAAGGCUGAUAAGACCUCGGACAUCUGGAAGGCAUAUGUAGACUAUGUGGACGAGAUGGUAGUCGAUGGCUUCUUCAACACAAUCCACUGUAGCUUGAAGUUCCUGCUUGACAACACAGAUGUCAAGAACAAUCCUGAUGAUCUGUUCAAGGCAAUCCUUGAACUACAAGCUCCAGAGAUGGUGUUUGUACCUUCGCUAGAGUUCGGUGUACCAGAUGGGUUCUAUGAUCUGGUUGAUGGUCUUGUCGGUGAUAUCUACAAGCAGGCAUCCCUUGUCAAACGUCUGGCAGCGCACAGUGGCCAGGAGCACUAUCAGCCAGACCUUGAAGACAUGGAAGAGUUAUCAGACAUGAGACAAGAGCUGAUGGACCGUAUCCAAAACAUCAUGAACAAGAGCAUGGAGUACAGAAACUCCUUCGACAACUAUGCCUACCUCUGGGUCGAUGACAGGAAUGAGUUCAUGCGCCAGUUCUUGUUGUAUGGUCAUGUGCUCACGACAGAGGAGAUUGAAGCUCACGCUGAGGAAGGUGUUCCGGAGAAUCCACCAACCCUGAAGCAGUUCAAGGAACAGAUUGACACGUAUGAGAAGAUCUAUGAAGAAUGCGAACAAAUCCACCCAGUGAAGGUGUUUGACAGUUGGUUCAGGAUCGAUGCCAAGCCCUUCAAACAAGCUCUCCUUAAUAUCAUCAAGAGGUGGAGCUUCAUGUUCAAGCAGCAUCUCAUUGACCAUGUCACCAACAGCUUGAAGGAGCUCUCUGAGUUCAUCAAGGUGACAGACAAGGGUUUGACAAAGCCUGUGGAAGAGGGAGAGUACGAUAAACUGGUUGAGUGUAUGGGUCACCUGUUUGCAGUGAAGGACCGGCAGGCCACCACUGAUGAUAUGUUUGAUCCUCUCAAGCAGACCAUUGAGCUACUGAAAACCUACGACCAGGAAAUGCCCGAGGAGGUUCACCAGCAACUCCAGGAACUGCCAGAACAGUGGAACAACACAAAGAAGAUUGCCAUCACUAGUAAACAGCAGGUGGCACCACUACAGGCAACAGAGGUGGCCAACAUCAGACGUAAGAGUGCCACGUUUGAUGUCAACCAACAUAAGUUCAGAGAAAAGUUCCGACAGAUUCCAGCAUUCAGAUAUGACUGCGAAAGGCCAUACGAGUCACUUGAUAAGUACCAUGAGGAGAUUGCGACCAUGGAGAAAGAGAUGCAAACACUGUUGGCAUCUGCCGGACUGUUUGAAGUGAAUGUUCCUGACUUCAAGCAGCUCAAACAAUGUCGCAAAGAGAUCAAGAUGUUGAAGACACUGUGGGACUAUGUGAUCAUGGUCCGUAGCAGUAUUGACGACUGGAAAACAACACCGUGGAAGGAGAUCAAUGUGGAACAGAUGGACAUGGACUGUAAGAAGUUUGCUAAAGACAUCCGCACGCUCGACAAGGAAAUGCGUGCCUGGGACACAUACAGCGGGGUGGAGAACGUUGUAAAGAACAUGUUGACAUCGCUCCGUGCCGUCAGUGAGCUCCAGAACCCAGCUAUCAGAGAGAGACAUUGGCAACAGCUUAUGGCAGCAACCAAGGUACGAUUUGUCAUGGAUGAGAGCACAACACUGGCCGAUCUUCUGUCCCUCAACCUGCACAACUUUGAGGAUGAUGUAAGAAACAUUGUGGACAAGGCCGUGAAGGAAAUGAGCAUGGAGAAGGUGCUGAAGGAACUCGACGUAACAUGGGCACAGAUGGAGUUUGAACAUGAUCCUCACCCACGUACAAAGAUCACCAUGCUGAAGACUAGUGAAGAACUUAUUGAAACCCUUGAGGACAACCAGGUACAACUGCAAAACAUGCUCACCUCCAAAUACAUUGCCCACUUCCUGCAAGAAGUGUCGACUUGGCAGAAGAAACUGUCGACAGCUGAUCAGGUCAUUGGAAUCUGGAUGGAAGUGCAGAGGACCUGGUCCCAUCUUGAGAGUAUUUUUAUUGGGUCUGAGGAUAUCAGAAAUCAGCUGCCAGAAGAUUCUAAACGAUUUGACGGCAUUGAUACUGACUUCAAGGAACUGGUGAAAGAAGUUGAGAAGACAAAGAACGUUGUUGAUGCCACAAACAUUCCAAACCUGUAUGAGAGACUUGAUACCCUGCAAGGCCAGUUGACUCUUUGUGAGAAAGCUCUUGCUGAAUACCUGGAAACCAAGAGAUUGGCCUUCCCACGUUUCUACUUCGUCUCGUCUGCUGAUCUGCUCGACAUUCUGUCUAACGGCAAUAACCCCAGUGUGGUUGCUCGUCAUUUGACCAAGUUGUUUGACAGCAUGGCUAAACUGAAGUUCAAGCAAGACGACAAGGGUAAUGAUACGAAGGUGGCACUUGGAAUGUUCAGUAAGGAUGGUGAAUAUGUUGACCUUGAUGCCGAAUGUGAUCUUGGCGGACAGGUUGAGGUAUGGUUGAUGAGGCUGUUGGAACGUCACUGUGCAACUGUCCGCUACCAGAUGACGGAAGCAGUAUCCUCCUAUGAGGAGAAACCACGUGACCAGUGGCUGUUUGACUUCCCUGCCCAGGUAGCUUUGUGCGGCACACAGAUUUGGUGGACAACAGAAGUAAACAUUGCUUUCAGCCGUCUUGAGGAAGGUUAUGAAAAUGCCCUCAAGGAUUACAACAAAAAACAGAUUGCACAGUUGAAUGCUUUGAUUACGAUGUUGAUCGGAAAACUGUCCUCUGGAGACCGUCAGAAGAUUAUGACCGUGUGUACCAUUGAUGUGCACGCUCGUGACGUCAUUGCCAAACUGAUUUCUACAAAGGUGGACAGUUCCCAAGCCUUUGCUUGGCUGUCACAGCUCAGACAUAGAUGGGAUGACAAUGAACGUGACUGUUUCGCAAACAUUUGUGAUGCCCAGUUCAGAUAUUCCCAUGAGUAUCUUGGAAACACACCACGUCUUGUGAUCACCCCUUUGACUGACAGAUGUUACAUCACUCUGACACAGUCUCUCCAUUUGAUCAUGAGCGGUGCUCCUGCUGGUCCAGCUGGUACAGGAAAGACAGAGACCACCAAGGAUCUGGGUCGUGCCCUUGGUAUCAUGGUCUACGUGUUCAACUGCUCAGAACAGAUGGACUACAAGUCAAUUGGUAACAUCUACAAAGGUCUAGCCCAGUCUGGAGCCUGGGGAUGUUUUGAUGAGUUUAACCGUAUUGCCGUAGAGGUGUUGUCCGUGGUUGCUGUACAAGUGAAAUGUAUUCAGGAUGCCAUCAAGUACAAGAAACAACGCUUCGAUUUCUUGGGUGAAAACAUUGCGCUGAAACCAACAGUCGGUCUCUUUAUUACCAUGAACCCAGGUUAUGCUGGACGAACAGAAUUGCCAGAAAACCUCAAAGCUCUGUUCAGACCAUGUGCUAUGGUUGUUCCUGACUUUGAGUUGAUUGCUGAAAUUAUGUUGGUGGCUGAAGGAUUCUUGGAAGCCAGACUGCUGGCCAGAAAAUUCUUGACACUGUACAGCUUGUGCCGAGAACUGCUUUCAAAACAGGACCAUUACGAUUGGGGCUUGCGUGCCAUCAAGUCUGUGUUGGUCGUGGCUGGUUCCCUGAAGAGAAAUGAUCCUGACAGACCAGAGGAUCAGGUAUUGAUGAGAGCUCUGAGAGAUUUCAACCUUCCGAAGAUCGUCACAGACGACGUUCCAAUUAUCAUGGGUCUCAUUGGGGACUUGUUCCCGGCUCUUGACGUACCCAGAAAGCGUGACAUGGACUUUGAGAAACUGAUCAGACAGGCAACUCUUGAUCAGAAACUUCAACCUGAGGAUAACUUUAUUCUCAAGGUAGUACAGCUGCAGGAGCUGUUUGAAGUACGUCACUCUGUAUUCUUGCUGGGUAGUGCCGGAGCUGGCAAGAGUAAGGUAUGGAACACACUGAUACGCACAUACAGGAACCAGGGACGUAAACCCCAGGCCAUUGACCUUGACCCCAAGGCUGUAACAAACAAUGAGCUGUUCGGUAUCAUUAACCCAUCUACUCGUGAAUGGAAAGACGGUCUCUUCUCUGUUAUCAUGAGAGAUUUGGCCAACUUGACAACUGAUGGACCCAAAUGGAUUGUCCUGGACGGUGACAUUGAUCCUAUGUGGAUUGAAUCCUUGAACACCGUGAUGGACGACAACAAAGUGCUCACUCUGGCCAGUAAUGAGAGAAUCCCACUGACACCAUCAAUGAGACUGCUGUUUGAGAUCAGUCACUUGAGAACAGCCACCCCAGCUACAGUAUCAAGAGCUGGUAUCCUCUUCAUUAACACCACAGAUCUUGGCUGGAACCCAUAUGUUCAGAGUUGGAUUGAUACACGUGAAGUACAGUCAGAGAGAGCAAACUUGCUGAUCUUGUUCGAAAAGUACGUUCCUAUCUUGCUUGAGACAAUGAAGCACCGCUUCAAGAAGAUCACACCCAUUGCCGAGAUCAGUCAUGUACAAAUGUUGUGUCAUCUGCUUGAAUGUCUUCUGAUCGCCGAAAACACACCACCAGAUUGUCCAAAGGAACUCUAUGAGUUGUACUUUGUAUUUGCAUCAGUGUGGGCCUUUGGUGGUUGUACAUUCCAAGAUCAGUUGGUAGAUUACCGUGUAGAGUUCACAAAGUGGUGGACCACUGAGUUUAAGACCAUCAAGUUCCCAGCCCAAGGUACUGUAUUUGACUACUACAUUGACAAUGAGACACACAAGUUUGAGCCCUGGACAAAAAUGGUGCCCAAGUUUGAGUUGGAUCCUGAUCUACCGCUUCAAGCAGCCUUGGUGCACACAUCAGAGACAACAAGGGUAAAAUGGUUCCUUGACAUGUUGAUUGAGAAGCGCCGUCCAGUGAUGUUGGUAGGUAAUGCAGGUACCGGAAAGACUGUACUGAUGAAUGACAAACUUCGUUCGCUCAGUGAGGACUACAUGGUGGCCAAUGUACCAUUCAAUUUCUACACAACCUCACACAUGCUGCAGAGCGUUCUAGAAAAACCACUGGAGAAGAAAGCUGGCCGUAACUUUGGUCCACCUGGAACAAGACGUCUGAUAUACUUUGUUGACGAUUUGAACAUGCCAGAGGUGGACAAAUACUUCACAGUACAGCCUCACACCAUGAUGAGACAGCAUGUUGACCAUAGCCAUUGGUAUGAUCGUGCCAAGCUGACUCUAAAGGAAAUUCACAAUACCCAGUAUGUGGCUUGCAUGAACCCAACAGCUGGUAGUUUCACAAUUGACUCUCGACUUCAGAGACAUUUCUGCGUGUUCUCUGUGAACUUCCCUAACCAAGAGGCUUUGCAGACAAUUUACACAAGUAUCUUGGCUCAGCAUUUGGCAAUGAACAGCUUUGCCGGAAAUGUGCAGAAAUAUGCUACCACACUGAUCAACGGUGCUUUGGCCCUGCACAACAAAGUGACAUCAACCUUCCUGCCUACAGCCAUCAAGUUCCACUAUAUUUUCAACCUGAGAGAUCUGUCCAACAUCUUCCAGGGUGUGAUGUUUGCCAUGUCAGAUUGUGCUAAGACACCUGUGGAGCUUGUGAGAUUGUGGAUGCAUGAAGCAGAUCGUGUCUACAGAGACAAACUUGUAGAUUUAGCAGAUAUGGAAUCGUUUGACAAACUCAGACAGGACAUAGUCAAGAAAUCAUUUGAGGAUAUUGAUGAGAAUCUUCUGUACAAGCAACCAUUAAUUUAUUGCCAUUUUGCACAUGGCAUUGGAGAAGCCAAAUACCUCCCAGUAGAGGGUUGGGCAGAGCUGAAUAAGAUUCUUGUUGAAGCUCUUGACAAUUAUAAUGAACUUAACGCCGCAAUGAACCUUGUGCUCUUUGAAGAUGCCAUGUCACAUAUUUGCCGAAUCAAUCGUAUUCUGGAAUCUCCUCGGGGUAAUGCCCUGCUUAUCGGAGUCGGUGGUAGUGGUAAACAGAGUUUGUCAAGGCUGUCGUCAUUUAUUAGCAGUUUAGACGUGUAUCAAAUUACCCUAAGAAAAGGUUAUUCGGUUGCCGACUUGAAAGCCGAACUUGCUCAGCUUUACUUGAAAGCAGGACUGAAAAAUAUGGGUAUUGUAUUCUUGAUGACCGAUGCACAAGUUGCUGACGAGAAGUUCUUGGUGUUGAUUAAUGACUUGUUGGCAUCCGGUGAGAUUCCAGACCUGUUUGCCGAUGAUGAAUAUGAAAACAUUAUUAAUGGUGUCAGAAAUGAAGUAAAAGGAAUGGGACUAGAAGAUAGUCGAGAAAACUGCUGGAGCUUCUUUAUUGAUAAAGUCCGUAGAACUCUAAAGGUUGUCCUAUGUUUCUCACCAGUUGGUGCAACAUUACGUGUACGUAGUCGUAAAUUCCCUGCUUUGACAAAUUGCACCAGCAUUGACUGGUUCCAUGAGUGGCCAGAAGACGCUUUGAUGUCUGUAUCAGCAAGAUUUUUGUCCGAGGGAACAGAACUACCACCUGAUCUUUGUGACUCAAUUUCCACAUUUAUGGCCUAUGUGCACAAAUCUGUGAAUGAGAAGAGCCAUCAGUAUUUCAUUAAUGAAAGACGUUACAACUACACUACACCUAAGAGUUUCUUAGAACAAAUUGCUCUCUACCAGAAUCUUUUGGGGAAAAAGAACACUGAAUUACAGGCAAAGAUCAUUCGUUUAGAGAAUGGUCUGGAGAAACUGAAGAGCACAGCACAGCAGGUAGAUGAUCUGAAAGCUAAGCUUGCCUCACAAGAGGUAGAACUAGCCCAGAAGAAUGAAGAUGCAAACAAACUUAUCACAGUUGUUGGUGCCGAGACUGAAAAAGUAUCAAAGGAGAAAGCAAUUGCUGAUGAGGAAGAAAAGAAAGUCUCCAAAAUUAAUGAAGAAGUAUCUAAAAAGGCCAAGGAUUGUAGUGAUGACCUGGCUAAAGCAGAACCAGCUUUGCUCGCAGCUAAGGAAGCCUUGAACACUCUAAACAAGAAUAACUUGACAGAAUUGAAGUCCUUCGGUUCUCCACCCGCAGCUGUAGUGAACGUUACAGCUGCUGUCAUGUGUCUGUUAGCUCCAGGAGGAAAAGUUCCAAAGGACAAGAGCUGGAAAGCAGCCAAGAGCACCAUUAUGUCAAAGGUUGACGUCUUCUUGGAUAAUUUGGUCAACUAUGAUAAGGACAAUAUUCAUGAAAAUUGCCAGAAAGCUGUCCAACCCUUUUUGAAUGACCCUGAAUUCGAUCCAGAUUUCAUUCGGGCCAAGUCAUUAGCUGCUUCCGGUCUUUGCUCAUGGGUUAUCAACAUUAUGAUGUACUACACGGUAUUCUGUGAAGUUGAGCCCAAGAGAAUUGCUCUAAAUCAGGCAAACGCUGAGUUGUCUGCAGCCAGAGAGAAGUUACGAGUUAUUACCAACAAGAUUCAGCAGCUCGAGUCUGAUUUGGCCACAUUGACAGCCGAAUUUGAAAAGGCUACAAAUGAGAAGCUUCGUUGUCAGCAAGAAGCAGAGACAACUGCGAAGACCAUUGAACUGGCUAAUCGUCUUGUGGGAGGAUUGGCAUCAGAAAAUGUCAGAUGGGCCGAUUCAGUGAAAAAUUACAAAGAACAAGAAAAAACACUACCUGGAGAUGUCUUACUGAUCACAGCCUUUGUGUCAUAUGUGGGUUGCUUCACCAAACAGUACAGAACGGAUCUGCAAGAAGAAUGCUGGUUGCCUUUCUUGAAGACUUUAAAGAAUCCUAUACCUGUAUCUGAAGGUCUUGAUCCUCUUACGCUGCUGACAGACGAUGCCCAGAUUGCCUCAUGGAACAACGAGGGUUUGCCAAGUGACAGAAUGUCCACUGAAAAUGCCACUAUCCUUACCAGCUGUGAACGAUGGCCUUUGAUGAUUGAUCCUCAGCUCCAGGGAUCCAAAUGGAUUAAGACACGGUAUGGCGCCGACUUGAAAAUUAUUCAGCUGGGUCAGAAAGGAUACCUUGAUGCUAUUGAAAGGGCUGUAUGCAACGGUGAUGUAGUUUUAAUUGAAAAUAUGGGUGAAUCUAUUGACCCCGUGCUGGAUGCCCUUGUUGGAAGAAACACUAUUAAAAAGGGAAGAGCCAUUAAGAUGGGUGACAAAGAGGUAGAAUACCACGCUGAUUUCCGCCUCAUUCUUCACACCAAAUUAGCCAACCCUCAUUACAAGCCUGAGAUGCAGGCCCAGACAACACUUAUCAACUUUACAGUAACAAGAGAUGGUUUGGAAGACCAGCUUUUGGCUGCUGUUGUCAGCAAGGAAAGACCUGAUUUGGAAAAGCUGAAAUCGGACUUGACACAGCAACAGAAUCAGUUCACUAUCACAUUGAAAGAACUUGAAGACAACUUGCUGGCACGUUUGUCUGCUGCUGAAGGUAACUUCCUCGGAGAUUAUGCACUUGUUGAAAAUCUUGAGACCACCAAGAGAACAGCAGCUGAGAUUGAAGUGAAGGCUGAGGAAGCCAAAAAAACAGAAGUGGAAAUCAACACUGCUCGUGAGCACUACAGACCUGCUGCCGCUCGUGCGUCACUUCUGUACUUCAUCUUGAAUGACUUGAACAAGAUCAAUCCUAUGUACCAGUUCUCUCUGAAAGCAUUUAGUGUUGUGUUUGAGAAAGCCAUCGAUAAGGCUGAGCCAGCCGAAGAGGUGAAACAACGUGUUGUCAAUCUUAUUGAUUGCAUCACAUUCUCUGUGUAUACAUACACAGCUAGAGGAUUGUUUGAGAAGGAUAAGCUUAUCUUCACAACCCAGAUGUGCUUCCAAAUUCUUCUUUUGGCUAAAGAUCUUAAUCCCAUUGAAUUAGAUUUCCUGUUGCGUUUCCCAGCUACACAGAACGUCACAACACCUGUAGACUUCCUCAGUAACAAUGGUUGGGGUGGUAUCAAGGCCCUAGCCAACAUGGACGAUUUCCGCAACCUUGAUCGUGAUAUUGAAGGUUCAGCAAAAAGAUGGAAGAAGUUUGUUGAGAGUGAAUGCCCAGAAAAAGAGAAGUUCCCACAAGAAUGGAAGAACAAGUCAUCCCUACAGAAACUCUGUAUGAUGCGUGCUCUCCGUCCAGACAGAAUGACAUAUGCACUUAGACUAUUUAUUGAAGAAAAAAUGGGCACUAAAUAUAUUGAGGGUCGUGCUGUUGAAUUUGCUAAAUCGUAUGAAGAAUCUGGCAUUGGAACUCCAAUCUUCUUUAUCCUGUCACCUGGUGUGGAUCCCCUGAAGGAUGUAGAGAAGCAGGGACAGAAACUAGGAUUUACAAUGGACAAUGGAAACUUCCACAAUGUCUCACUAGGUCAAGGUCAGGAGAUUGUUGCAGAACAAAAGAUGGAGCUAGGAUCAAAAGAAGGACAUUGGGUUGUUCUCCAGAACGUCCAUUUAGUGGCUAAAUGGUUGGCAAAGCUUGAGAAGAAAGUGGAGGAGUACUCGACAGGAAGUCAUGAAGCAUACCGAUUAUACAUCAGUGCUGAACCAGCAGCAACCGCAGAUUCCCAUAUUAUUCCACAGGGUAUCCUUCAGGCGUCCAUUAAAAUUACCAAUGAACCCCCAUCUGGUAUGAUGGCUAACUUGCACAAAGCACUUGAUAAUUUCACACAGGAAACUUUGGAGAUGUGUGCCAGAGAGACAGAGUUCAAGGCCAUCCUGUUUUCACUCUGUUAUUUCCACGCUGUGGUAUGCGAGAGGAGGAAGUUCGGCGCCCAGGGAUGGAACAGAGUCUAUCCAUUCAACACUGGAGAUCUUACCAUCUCUGUCAACGUACUUUACAACUAUCUGGAGGCAAAUCCAAAGGUACCAUGGGAAGAUCUGCGUUACCUGUUUGGAGAAAUUAUGUACGGCGGUCACAUCACAGACGAUUGGGACAGAAACCUUUGCAGAACUUACCUACAAGUAUACAUGCACCCUGACAUGUUGGAAGGUGAGCUGUACCUCGCCCCAGGAUUCCCCAUCCCACCAAACACUGACUACAAGGGUUACCACAACUAUAUAGAUGAAUGCCUGCCACCAGAGACGCCAUACUUGUAUGGUCUUCACCCCAAUGCUGAAAUUGAGUUCUUGACCAACACUUCAGAGAACUUGUUCCGUAUUGUUUUUGAAAUGCAGCCACGUGAUUCUGGAGCCGGUGCUGCUGGUGGAAUCAGUCGAGAAGAGAAGAUCAAGAGUAUACUGGAUGAAAUUGUUGAGAAACUACCUGAGGAGUUUAAUAUGUUUGAGAUCAUGGGUAAAGUACCUCCGGAGGAGAGAACACCAUAUGUUGUUGUUGCCUUCCAAGAAUGUGAAAGAAUGAAUGGCCUGACAUCCGAGAUCAGAAGAUCCCUUAAAGAACUGGAUCUUGGUUUGAAGGGAGAGUUGACUAUCACUGCUGAUAUGGAAGACCUUGGAAACGCCCUUUUCCUGGACAACGUUCCUCCUGCAUGGUCGAAGAAAGCGUAUCCAUCACUGCACAACCUUGGCCCAUGGUACCCGGAUCUGUUACAGCGUAUUAAGGAAUUGGAGACUUGGACUUCUGACUUCCAGCUGCCAGCCGCAGUCUGGCUCGGUGGAUUCUUCAACCCACAGUCCUUCCUUACCGCUAUUAUGCAGCAGAUGGCCAGAAAGAAUGAAUGGCCGCUUGAUCGUAUGUGUCUGCAGUGUGACGUCACGAAGAAAGCACGUGAAGAUAUGGCGGGACCGCCACGUGAAGGCGCAUACGUACAUGGUCUUUACAUGGAAGGUGCACGGUGGGACAUGCAGACGGGUAUGAUCAGUGAAGCUCGACUGAAGGAACUCGCCCCUGCUAUGCCAGUCAUUUUCCUGAAGGCCAUUCCAGUGGACAGACAAGACAUGAGAAACGUCUACGAGUGCCCCGUAUACAAGACAAAGACCAGAGGACCGACAUUCGUCUGGACAUUCAACUUGAAGACAAAGGAGAAGCCCAGUAAAUGGAUUCUGGGAGGUGUUGCCCUGCUUCUACAGGUGUAAUACUCUUCGUACUCUACCAGGCACUUAAACGUGUUACACGAUAUACUAACUUGACUAACUUUAUAUAUGUGUGAAAAUUUCAUUUGAGAAGACUAACUUAUGAGCUACUUGUAGGCAAUACUUAUAAUGUUGAACAGCAGCAAAAUUGACCGACUCUAAGGACAUGCAGUGCUGGUCAGAUAUAAGAUCGUGACAACAUAUCUAUGACAUGUUUGUUGAUCGAGUUGUAUUAAGUUGUAUUCCAUCUGAUUCGACGUAAAGAAUAAGAGAUCCAGAUUCAAAUAUCGGUGUUGAAGGAAGUACAGUCGCUUUGAAGUUAAUACGAAUAUGUAUGGAACUAUUUUUAUAUAAAAUGAUGCAGUGUCAUGCUUAAAUUUGCAUACAAUGUAUUUGCUAUUUAUUUAAAGAAUUAAGUUGUAUCAUUUCAAUAUUAUCGAUCGAUUAUGAUUAAUAAUUUGUUUAACCUUUUUGUUAUGAAUAAAUAUAUAUAUUUAUAAUUAAAAUAUUUACAUACAUGCAAGUUAAACAUGCUGUUUUCAGUAUGAACGUAUAAAUCUUUUCCGUCCAGUAUGUUCUGUUUUACAAUAUAGGAUGAACAUCUGUCUUGUGUUAUACUUAAAAUAAUUAAUUUAAUUUAUGAAAAACGUUAUGAAAUACGUUGAAGGUUUGUCGUUUGAAUAAAAUUUAUGGAUUUA
Molecule: messenger RNA, 14316 nt
Organism: Mercenaria mercenaria
Lineage: Eukaryota; Metazoa; Mollusca; Bivalvia; Venerida; Veneridae
Product: dynein beta chain, ciliary-like
Exons: 50
Coding region: 95-13621 (4508 amino acids)
Biological process (GO): microtubule-based movement
Cellular component (GO): dynein complex
Molecular function (GO): dynein intermediate chain binding; ATP hydrolysis activity; ATP binding
Source: RefSeq, a predicted model, not a curated record